AUGCACGUGAGCGGUAAUUUAGCCGGCGAAAUGUUGUGGCUAGUUGUUGGAAACAGUUCGGUUCAAAGCGUGCAUCGGCGCCGCUGCAGGCACGUUCGUAGAAACGAACUUAUAGCAAGAUAUAUAAAAUUAAGAACGGGGAAAACGCGAACAAGAAAACAAGUAUCAUCACACAUACAGGUUCUAGCUAGGCGGAAACUUCGAGAGAUACAAGCUAAACUCAAAGUGGACGGUGGUGUGAUGAAAGAAAAGGCGAUGCAGUCUAUGAGCACACUAUCUAGCGCUCAAAUAGUGGCGGGUUUGCCACACCCGGCGUACCAUCACACGCAAUUCUGGCAACCCGGUCUACAAGCUGGCACGUCACAAGAUGUAAAACCUUUCCCCGGUGCGGGUUACAAAGGCGUUCCGGGCGUCGGCGGCGUAGUCCCCGGCGGGACGGAUGUGGCUCCCCCUCCACCCUGGGAAGGAAGAGCCAUAGCCACGCACAAACUGCGCCUAGUAGAGUUCUCAGCCUUUGUAGAACACCCUAGAGAUCCUGAUACGUAUCCCCCGAGCACGGCGCCGGCGCAGCAUCUCUUUGUACAUAUAGGUGGUACGGUCACGUAUGCGGAUCCCUUAUUAGAGUCGGUAGACGUGCAACAAAUUAAUGAUAAAUUCCCGGAGAAAAAGGGCGGUUUAAAGGAGUUGUACGAGAAAGGUCCCCGAAAUGCGUUCUUCCUCGUCAAGUUCUGGGCGGAUCUCAAUACAAACAAUCUUGACGACCCUGCCGCAUUCUAUGGCGUCACUAGUGUUUAUGAGAGCAACGAAAAUAUGACGAUAACUUGCAGUACGAAAGUCUGUUCGUUUGGGAAACAAGUUGUUGAAAAAGUGGAGACUGAAUACGCCCGGUUCGAGGGCGGGAGAUUCGUAUAUCGCAUACACCGUUCGCCCAUGUGCGAAUAUAUGGUCAAUUUCAUACACAAACUGAAACAUUUACCUGAGAAAUAUAUGAUGAACAGCGUCUUGGAGAACUUUACAAUACUACAGGUGGUUUCAAAUCGAGAUACUCAAGAGACAUUACUUUGCGCCGCGUUCGUCUUCGAAGUGUCGAACAGCGAACACGGCGCGCAACACCAUAUAUACAGGCUGGUCAAAGACUGA
Molecule: messenger RNA, 1140 nt
Organism: Pieris macdunnoughi
Lineage: Eukaryota; Metazoa; Arthropoda; Insecta; Lepidoptera; Pieridae
Source: the annotation of a GenBank genome assembly